Lathyrus sativus (Indian pea) is the source of this 510-nucleotide messenger RNA. The record is from the annotation of a GenBank genome assembly. Lineage: Eukaryota; Viridiplantae; Streptophyta; Magnoliopsida; Fabales; Fabaceae.
AUGAAGGACGUUAUUGGAAACCCUUUACGCCUAAAAUCAGUGAAUCACAUCUCCCUUAUCUGCAAAUCAGUGGAUGAAUCUAUCAACUUCUACCAAAAUAUUCUUGGUUUCAUUCCCAUUAGAAGGCCUGGAUCAUUUGAUUUUAAUGGGGCAUGGCUAUUUGGCUAUGGAAUUGGAAUUCAUCUUCUUCAGACAGAGAACCCUGAAAAUAUUCCAAAGAAGGAUAAAAUUAAUCCAAAAGAUAAUCACAUAUCUUUCCAGUGUGAAAGCAUGGGAACGGUACAGAAAUGUUUGGAAGAGAUGAAGAUUGAAUUUGCUUGCGCCUUGGUGGAAGAAAAUGGAGUUAAAGUUAAUCAAUUAUUUUUUCAUGACCCAGAUGGAUUCAUGAUUGAGAUAUGCAAUUGUGAUAACCUUCCUGUUAUUCCAUUAGCGGGUGACUUGGUUAGAUCAUGCUCUAGUGUCAAUCAUGGCAUUAUACAACCACAGAUGCAUGUUGUCAACCAUAUUUGA